UCAUGAAGCUGAUAACAGAGCUGCAGCUGUAGCAGGUUCAGAGACCAUCUCUGUAAGCAGGUGUGUAGCCAGAAAAAUGAAAGAUUUUUAGGUGUGGCACGGCGAGCAUCAUGAUGCUGUUUUAAGCCGUCAUCGUGUGUUAGUGGAGCAUGCAUUCAAAAAAAAAAAAAAAAAAAAUUGAGGGAGCAAGCAGGCGUGAUGCUCACCUGGGAGGAGCUGGGGCAGGUGGAUGCUGCUUAUUAGGAGGUGAGGGGGGGCGCCGCAAGAGACGAGCAGGAGUGAGAGGAGAGGAGGUGCUGAGGAGCUGGAGGAAAACACACUCGGACUCAGGUUACCUAAACAGUCCCGGACGGUCGCCAAGAUGUCGAGGGUGUACAGUUCUGUGAAGAUCAACAAGUUUCAGUCCAGUGACCUGGCUGAGCUGAUUUCUCGCAUGAAGAGAAAUUUUGACCGAGUGGAGAAGACUAUCCUGCAAUCGGAGGAGCUUCUGGCUGUGGACAAAGAGCGUGAUAGGCAGAAUAUGACCCGGAUCCACAAGAGAGCAAAUACAAACAACCUGAAGGAGGCUGAGCGGCUGCUGAGGGAACUCUUUGCGGACUUGGAAAAGUCAAAGAAGAUGCAGCACCCGCAGGCUCUGGAGAUAGAGAGAGAUAUGAAAAGUCUGCACGAUCGUUUGGAGAGGGACUGCGCCAUCUUCAGGGACCUGUACAACCAGACGCUAGGUCUGGAGCUGACACAGACAGUUGAUGUAAGACCUGUUGUAGAGGUGGAUCACCCACAGAGGGCAGUCACUGUCCAAAGUUCUCCAGGGGGUCCCAGAGCUGCCGACUUGGCCAGUGAAUUAGACAGGAUCUACAGAGACCUUGAAGAGUGCGAAGGACAAAUCCGGGGAAGACUCAGGGCACCGCUGGACAACCGCAGCCCCACACAGGACCUGGUCAACAGGCUGCAAGAGCUUGAGAAAUCUGCUCAGACUGUCAGAAAACUAGAGUCUGAGAAGGCUGCGGUGCAGAGAGAGAUGGGGCCUAUUCUGGCUAAGAAAUCACUGGAACCCACCGCCUCCAGCCUGCCCCCCAAACUCAGCGCUGUCAACAACAAGAUCGAUGACAUCAGCACCCUCAUUGAUCUUUAUAACAAGAAAGCCACAGCCUCCAUGAACCUGGAAAAGCAGAUUCGGUACAUGGACAGCAUCGUCUCUGGGUCUGAGGAGCAGCUGGCCAAAGAUGGAGUCAUUAUUGAUGAGCAGAAGGCCCUUGAGAAACGCAACAGGCAGCUGCAGCUAAUGCAUAAGGAAAUCGCCUCAAACUGGGAUGAGCUGACGAAACUAGGCAGAGACUUGGACCUGACAGAACAAGCGUGCAGCCACCUGCAGUGCAGUUUCAAAGAAUACUGUCCUGACAUCCAGCGGCAGGAGGACGAGGUGGAGAGGCUGCACAACCAAUACACAACUGUCAAGAAUGAGCUCAAGGAAAGGCUUGAUCUCAUAGGGGAAGCAAUCACUAAAAAUCAAGACUUCCAGACUGCUCUUCAGUCCCUGGAUUUCUUCUUGGUCAACUUACCAAAUAAUGCCAUCAGACUUAGUGAUGAUGUGGAGCAGAUCAGAGCCAAGCAGAACUCUCAAAUGCGAGUGGUGGAGGACAUCAGGAGUAAAUCAAAGGAGUUAGACCGUGUCAGGAGUCUUUCCCAUGAUCUCCAGAGUGUCUUAUAUGAGUAUGAGGUUAGGUCAAAAAGUUACCAUGGCACUCUGAGUGAGGAAUAUGACGAUGAUGACGAUGAGGACAGGAAUGAUGAACUAGUCCGAUGGAGACGUCAAACAGUGGCUCAGGCUGUUCAGAGAAAGGAGAAAAAUCUACUGAACUUUUACUCUGAGGUGUCUGCAGUAAACCACCAGCUUCUCAUCCAGCUGGAAACGGCGAGGGACAUCAAGGCCAGGAAUGAAGGAAAAGUCACUCGGGUUUUCAUCACUCAGCACCAACAGAUCCAGGGGAGGGACCUCGAGGAGAGUGUUAGUCUGAAAACUGAAUUAAGUAAGGAGACUUCCAGGCGCUUACGUGCUGAACGUGAGCUGGAAACAUACCGCAAGAGGCUUGUAGCUCUGAGGAACAGAAGAGGAGUGGAGAGGGUGGAGGAGAGGGAGGUGGUGGAAUACUACCGUGACCCCACGCUGGAGCUGGAACUACAGUCCUUGACAAAACUGAUCCAGGAUGAAACUUUCAAAAGGUCAAGAUUCCAUUCAGAGAUAGAAGUUUACAAAGAGAAAAUAACCAAAGCCCGACUGACCAAAAUAGAACCUAAACUAAUGAUUAAGAUUGAGACGCAGUAUGAGAGAGAUUUUAAACUUGACAAAGAAGCUGCCAGGAUUAGGGAGGAGAUGCAGAGGAUACGACUGGAGCGCCAAACAAUAGAUACCAAGAUGUAUCAUAUGAAAACUGAGCUCACUGUUCUUGCUCAGCAGAAAACCACAAUCAGGGAGAGGGUUGUCAGAAAAGAGGUGGUGAAGAUUGAAAAAGAUCCAGAGAUGCUGAAUGCUGUUCUCAAGUUCAAGAGUGAGAUUGCAACACUGGAAUCCCAUUGCAAGUCUCUUAACGAGAGCAUUUCUAGCACAAGGAUCCAGAUUAACACACUGGAGAGGGUCAUUCCCACCAUCCAACCGAGGGAAGUCACCCGAGUGCUGACACAAGUGCAGCAAGAUCCAGAAACACUCGAAGAGUCAAAGAAACUACGAAUAGCCUUGGAGGAGGAGAGACGUGAAUAUGCAAUCUUGAUGGAGGACAUGAGAACCCUUCGGCUCCGCUACACUGAAGUGGAGAAGGUAAGCAUUAAAGUCGAGGUUAGGGAGAUCAUCAAUGAGGUCUACAGAGUCACCCCUGAGAUAGAAGCCGAGCUUGUGCGUCUGCGGAAAGAGCUGCAAGAAUGGAGCCGUAAACACACAAUUUUGGAAAAGGAAAUGAACACAGUGAUGACGACUCGGACUACCCUGCGUGCUCAGAAACCCAUAGUGGAAUACAAGGAGGUGAUCCAGGAGGUGGUCAAAGUUCAGAACAGCCCAGAAGUAAUCAAGGAAUUACAAAGACUAACCAGCGAAGUUUCCCGUCUGCAACGCCACUAUAACUCCACCCUAGAGCUGCUGACCACACUCUUUCAAGAGAGAGACACGCUGAAGGUUGAAAAGUCCAAGGUGGAGACCAAGAUUGUUGUCAAAGAGCUCGUCAGGUAUGAGAAUGAUCCUCGUCUUGAGAAAGAGGCUGACAGACUUCGGAAGUCUGUGAGAGAAGAGAGUCAGCUACGCCGCAGUGUGGAGGAGUCUCUCGUUGAACUCCGUAACCAAUACAUUUUUCUUGAAGAGCAGAAGCAGGAGGAGAGGAUUGUUGUGCAUGAAGUGGUGCGUAUUCAGAAAGACCACAAGCAGAUCCUGGAGCAUGAGAGGUUGAGCAGGACUCUGAAUGAGGAAAUAACAGCCCGUAGACAGCUUGAAAUGGAUGUCAGGCAGCUCAGAACCCUGAUUCGAGAAAAAGAGACUAGCCUAUCUCAGACAGAUGUCCAUCAGAUUAGGAUCCAACUAGAUUCGGAGCUCAGCCAGAUCAAAUCUUUCAUUUAUGAAUUUGAAAAUAAGCCCAUUGAGGAGAAGGUUGUCAUCAAAGAGGUCUUCAAAGUGGAGAGGGACCCUGAGCUUGAAAAAGUUAUCGCGGGUUUACGCGUUCAGUUGGAGACUGAGGCCACUAAUACCAAUCAUACUGAGAAAGAAAUUCGCAACCUGGCGGUCAAGUUGGAGGUCCUGCAAAAGGAGAAGUCUGUUGAGAAGGUCAUUUACAGAGAAGUUGUUCAUGUAGAGAAUGACCCAGCAGUGGAAGCUGAACUGGAACAUCUAAGACAGCUAGUAACACAGGAGAGAAAUCUUAGGUGUGACCAGGAAGCUAAAAUUCAGAACAUCACCAUCAAAAUAACCCAUCUGCAGACAUCAACGACUGUAAUUUCUGAGGAGGAGACUACCAGAAGAGAUGCCCUGCAGAGAGAGAGGGACGAUCUCCUCAGACAGCUCAAAACACUGGAGUCUCAAAGACAGAACAUCACUAUAACCUUCCAGCAACAGUCCAAGCUGGUGAGCGAGAGAAAGGAGAUUGCACUGCAGAGGAGUCUUGAAACAUCCUCUGAAAUGCAACGUCUGGAGAGAGAAAUCCUCACCGAAAAAGACAAAAUACACCAGAGAGAUUCACUCAUAAUUGAGCUGCAGAACAGCAUCAAACAAGAAGAACAUUCUCACACUCAAACCAGAGAGACAAGUCGUUCCACAAAGAUCACCAUCAUGGAUCCAGAAACCGGUAAAGACAUGUCUCCCUAUGAUGCCUACGUGCUUGGCCUAAUUGAACGUGACCACUACAUCAGGCUGUCAAAGUUGGAGUGCGACUGGGAGGAAAUCACUUCAAGUGGUCCAGAUGGGGAUACAACAAUUCUACAGGAUCGCAAAAGUGGAAAGCAGUACUCUAUCAAAGAUGCUCUGAGAGACGGUCGCUUGACCCAACUUGACCUGACGAACUACAAGGAAGGGAAUAUGCACAUUUCUGAGCUGGCCCUCCUUGUUGUGGGGGAAACCAAACAAACCUCAAUCUCUACUUUGAGCUCCAUGCGAUCCUCCCUUAGGUCGUCCUAUACCAGCCUCAACACUCACGAUAGUGGUAGUUCAAACAACCUCACUGCUUUAACUUGUGAGGAGUAUUUCCCCAUCUCUGGGAUUUUCGACACCACCACUGAAAGCCGCAUGUCUGUGAGAAGCGCCCUGACCCGCAAAAUCAUCGAUAACGACACGGCUCUGACACUGCUGGAGGCACAAGCAGCCUCUGGUGGAAUCGUUGAUCUCAACAAAAAGGAUAAAAUGUCCAUCCAUAAGGCAGUCGCGCAAGGUUUAAUAGACCAAGGUCACAUGUACAAGCUUCUGAACGCCCAGAAGGCCUUCACAGGAGUCGAGGAUCCAGUGACCAAAGUGCGCCUUCCAGUGGGGCUGGCAGCACAGAAAGGGUAUAUUCCUGCAGAAAAUGCCAGGAGGUACAUGGAGGCGCAGUAUCUGAUUGGUGGGUUGGUGAACCCCGCUAAAGCAGGCCGCAUCACUGUCCAAGAAGCUCUCGCUGGCAAUCUAAUCGACAGCACAACUGCUGAUCAGCUGCUGGAUGAGACUUCCCACACAAAAGUGCUGGUGGACCCCAUCACUAAAGAGAAGAUAUCGUACAAGCAGGCGAUGGAUCGGUGUAAGAGAGACAUCAGCACAGGGCUCCUGCUGCUUCCUGCAGCCUCCACUGAUACCUCAAACGCCCCGUCAUACUCAAACUAUCGGUUCAGUUCCACCAAUGGCAGAUACUAGAUAUUAAGUUGUACCAUGUACCAUGUUAUAUUUGCUGCAGCCACUGGUGUUAGAGGGGGUACGAUAAAAGUAUCUGGGGCAUAUAAGGGUAAACACUGAUGUGUUCAUACACUCAACAGUUACACAGGAAAAAUACUUUUCUGGUGAAAGUGUGGGUCUGUUUUUUACUCAGUUGUUUUACUUUUUUUUCUCACUUUGGGGUCUGUUGUGAAAAUGAGGGUAAUGUUUGCUGUUAAACUGUAAAGUGAAAUAAACUCCG
Molecule: messenger RNA, 5612 nt
Organism: Acanthopagrus latus (yellowfin seabream)
Lineage: Eukaryota; Metazoa; Chordata; Actinopteri; Spariformes; Sparidae
Product: envoplakin-like
Exons: 13
Coding region: 362-5353 (1663 amino acids)
Biological process (GO): wound healing; intermediate filament cytoskeleton organization
Cellular component (GO): cytoplasm; intermediate filament; cytoskeleton
Molecular function (GO): cadherin binding; structural molecule activity
Source: RefSeq, a predicted model, not a curated record